CGGUGGUGUUCGGAACGGCGCUUUAAGGCUGAGAAGUUGCGGUUGUUUUUCCGUGAAACGUGCAGAAACAAGUAACAUCAUGGCAGCAGAAGGAGAGCCAACAGACUUGAUCAAAGUGCUGCACCUUCUGACACUCUCCUUUGCCUGGGGCAUGCAAGUCUGGGUGUCCUUCAUUGGAGGUUUUGUUCUGGUGCGACAGGUAACACGGCACACCUUUGGACUGGUCCAGAGUAAGCUGUUUCCUGUGUACUUCUACUGCCUGCUGGGAAGUAACCUUGUCAGCCUGGCUGUGUAUGCUGUGUACCACCCAAGAGAGUUACUGGACUGGCAUGAGAGUGUGCAGAUGGCGAUGUUCUUUGUGGCGCUGAUCAUGGUGGGGUUGAAUGGACAGUGGUUCGGCCCAGCAGCGACAGAGGUGAUGUUCCAGAUGAGGGAGGUGGAAGAGGAGCACGGCCUGGGGAACCAGGUGGGCCUGAGCAGCCAGAAAGAGGCCUACGCUAAGCUCAGAGAGCAGGAUCCAAAGUACAAAGCCUUCAGGAGCACGUUUGGGCGGUACCAUGCGCUGUCCAGCAUCUGCAACCUGAUAGGGUUCAUCUGCACCACAACCAACCUGAUUUACACGGCUCUGAAUUUAUCCACCAUUUAA
Molecule: messenger RNA, 646 nt
Organism: Nematolebias whitei (Rio pearlfish)
Lineage: Eukaryota; Metazoa; Chordata; Actinopteri; Cyprinodontiformes; Rivulidae
Gene: tmem205
Product: transmembrane protein 205
Exons: 4
Coding region: 80-646 (188 amino acids)
Source: RefSeq, a predicted model, not a curated record